Molecule: messenger RNA, 610 nt
Organism: Opisthorchis viverrini
Lineage: Eukaryota; Metazoa; Platyhelminthes; Trematoda; Opisthorchiida; Opisthorchiidae
Exons: 3
Coding region: 128-610 (160 amino acids)
Biological process (GO): cilium organization
Cellular component (GO): cytoplasm; motile cilium
Source: RefSeq, a predicted model, not a curated record
GGAGAAAUAUCAAUCGAAUAACAGUGCUGUGUUCGGUGAAAUGAGAAUGCUGAUUGAAGAUUCCUAUACGAGCCCUGAGUACAGGAGAAAGCUUACAGCACACAUGUAGGCCUGAAUUUUGUGCGUAAUGGUGCUGUGCUCAAGGGCAGAGGUAGUGGAGUUGCUUCAAAAUUUGUCCCAGGAGCUUCGCACAAAAGGAACUUUCACAACACUGAAGGAGACUUUGAAGAAGGAAGAAGAUCAAUUCCGUGAAAUGGAAGAGAUUUUUUGCAGGGAAAAAGAGUCACGUGAAAAAAUCAACGCACUGAUGUCGGACAUUGAAAAAAGCAAGAAGGACGGGGUUCGGUUGAUCGAGCGAAGUAAAGAGAUGAUUGCAAACCUGAAAGACCAGGUGCAGGAACUGAAAGCCAGAUCCAUCAUGGAGGGAAAAUAUGUGGCACGCUGCUCAGCGGUCGAGUUGGACGAGACAGAAUAUCAGUGCCAAGCGCGUGAACAACAAUUGGCCGAAGAAAUCAAGCAAGUCGCCGUAAUGCGGGACCAAGAGAGUCGUGUUGCCUCGGAAACCCAAUCGUUCCUACGGGAUAGAGUUGGCGAAUUGAACGAGGUAUGA